AUGCGUUCACUAACGUAUAGAAUUGCGCUCUGCAUCUUUGUAGCCAGCGCUACAAGCUUUGCGACGGCGCAAAGAACAGGCGCACCGUCCGACUCACCCCAGGACUCUGACAUCUAUCAAUCCUCCUACCUCGGCGGUGAGCACAACAUCGAUCCCUCCGACGUCCCAGAUUUCACGCAACUCUGGAAUGCAACCUUCAACCCGGACGAGAAACACUGGGCGCGCCCCCUCGUUCACACACUCUCCUCCACCGGCCGCCAAAUCGUCCUCACCGCAUCCACCGAGAACCGCAUUAGAACCUUCGAUGCAGAAACUGGGCAGCUUCUAAACGAACGUCAAGUCGCUCUACCAUGGCCAAUGGACCAAGCCUACUGCACAACGCACGUCAGCAAAACACUGGGCAUCAUGGGCACACCCGUCAUCUACCGCGAAGACGGCAACGAAAUCGCAUUUUUCUACGUCAAGAGCUACAUCGAAGACUACAGACAACCAGGCGGCGCGUAUCCGCCUCUAAACUCGGUCUACUAUCUCUACGGCGUGUAUCUGGACACACUACAGGAUCUCUACAAAUACCCCAUGAUCAUCGAUGGCCAACCUUCCGAUAACGACAUGCGCAAAACCUUUCUCGGCGGUUUGGUGUUACAGCGACCGGCGCUGCUGCUGCUGGGCGAUGUGCUGUAUGCGGGAUUCGGCGGACUGUGCGAUGCGUUUAAUUAUACAGGAAGCGUUGUCGCUGUUAAUCUCGCGACGCAGAAUAUGUAUACUUGGACGACGCAAGCAGGAAACGCGAGUUUGUACAACGACGACUGGACGGCGUGGCAUGGUGGUGGUGCUGGUGGUAUCUGGCAGGCUGGCGCGGGUCUCUCGUCGGAUGGUAAGGACGUCUUCUUCACGAUUGAUAAUGGAGGUGGGUCAACUGCUACGACGCUCGAUGUUACGCCGAGGAAGGGUCACGAGCCUUUGGGUGUUCUCUCGGAGACUGUGGCGCGUAUUACGCUUGAUGAGGCGGGUGGUGCGGGGAUUCAACUUGUUGAUUUCUUCCGCCCGUCGGAUUGGCAGACGGAUUCUGGACAGGACAUUGGGAGUGGGGGGUUUGCUGUCCUUGAUGGCGAUGUGUUCAAGACUAAGGAUGGGAAGAGGAUCGGUAUAGCGACCUCUACGAACCCGAAGAUGUACGUGACGGAAGUUGACAGCUUGGGCGGAUAUCUGCAAGGCACAAACGGCACAGACGGAAUCCUGCAGACCAUUCCUUUAGAAGGCGAGGUCUUUGGUGCGAUUGGAUCUUAUCCGCUAGAAGGUGGUUAUGUCUACGUCAACCCUGGCAACACCGCCUUGUCUGCCUACGCAUUCACUCCGAACGCAUCGUCCUCGCUCUUCAGCUUCGCUGGCAAGUCCUCUGAAACAAACGGACAUUGGGGCGGUGCUGGCCUUCCGACUGUCACCAGCAACAAAGGUCAGCCUGGUACAAGUAUCGUGUGGGCCACGGAUGUGCAGGCCGGUCUGAGAGCGUUCAAGGCGGUGCCGGUUAAUGGGACGUUGGUUGAACUGCCGCUGCCGAAAGUGGAGGGUGCGGUGAAAUUUGGGCGACCGGUGUUUGGCGAUGGGAAGGUAUUUGUGGUUGACGGUCAGGGACGCUUGAUUGCGUUGGGGAGGAAAUAGUAGGCGUAGACGUAGAUGCAGUAGUAGUGGGAGCAGUACAUGGAGUGAAAGAGAAAGGAAGAGGAACUGGCUGCAUCCACAAAGGGAGCGUGUCCAUAUUCGA
Molecule: messenger RNA, 1762 nt
Organism: Alternaria rosae
Lineage: Eukaryota; Fungi; Ascomycota; Dothideomycetes; Pleosporales; Pleosporaceae
Exons: 2
Coding region: 1-1659 (552 amino acids)
Molecular function (GO): protein binding
Source: RefSeq, a predicted model, not a curated record